AGCUGACAACGUUGGCUAAAACAGUCAGUUAGCUAGCAAGAAACUAUAUUUAGCCUCGAAUUGUUACGUUAAGUAGCAAGUAAGUCAGAUCUGACAAAUCAGCACAGACUUUGAAGAAAUAAAAUAUCACACAUUUGAGUACUUUCACGAAAUACUGAUAAAGUUAACGUUACCACCAUGGUCUCUCAACGACGCUUCCAGCAUGCGCAGUCCAGAUUGGAUGGUUUUCAGCAGCAGUGUGGCUGUGUGCAGGUCUACGAGCCCACAGCACUGGACCCAAACUUGGCUUAACACUUUGACGGUGGACAGAUCAGAUGUGAUGCUAAUGCUAGGUCUAAAGCAGGAGAGGGUGGUCAUGCUUAGUCAAGCCUUUUUAAAUGGUACCAGCAAUGGCCCGCGGGCACCAGAAGCUCCAGUCCCAGCAGAAGAACGCUAAGAAGCAGGCCGAAGCUAAAAAGAGCAAGGGGCACGAUCAGAAGGCAGCAGCUAAGGCUGCCCUUGUCUUCACUUGCACCGUGUGUCGGACUCAGAUGCCGGAUCCCAAGACCUUCAAGCAGCACUUUGAGAGCAGACAUCCCAAGUCCCCCAUGCCUCCGGAGCUUGUCGACGUGGUGGCAUGAGACAAGCCACUGGUUAGGUCCCCUCACCAUGUUGACCUCAGAGGCCUGGCAAAUCUCACAGGCCACCGCUUGUGGAAUACCCCCCCUCUUUUCAGGACGGUUACUGUCGCCACGGGAGCCUCGCAGCAGGACCACAAAGCCAAGUUAACACUGAUGAUGAUGAUGAUGAUGAAGAACUCUCAGAGAUUUGAUGAAUAUCAUAUGUACAUCACACACUUUGAACAUGACUGCCAUUUUGUGCUAACUACUCACGCCACAGCCCAAGAGAGCUUGGGGACAAAUCAGCCGCUGAAUCCGCCUCUUUUGUUUGAAAACCCUUGUGGAAAUGUCAUGUGAAUGUUUGUCCUUUGAUUUUCAGACUGUCUGGCACAUAUCCUUUUUUGUUUAUGUGUGUGCACAUUCUUUUUAUUCUCAGAACAGUUGCUCCUAGGUCAGUUAUUUCUAUAUGUUAUUCUUAAGGAUUGAUUUGUACAACAUGCCUUUGAAAAGCAAAAAUGUUUUUUUUUACUCCCUAAUGUUAAUAAAAGAUAAGAAUUUGUUUUAUUAAUAUUGAGUUAAUUUUUUUUAUCCUUGAAUUUUUUGAUUUGCCAGCAACAUACUUGUAUUCAAUAUGCAGGUUUUAUGCAAACUAUUCUUGUGAAGAUGUGCAUAAAUCCAGUUUUACAAUUUGCCGCAAUACCUAUUUCAGUGUAUGCAUUCAUUUGGUACGCAUUUCAUUUUUAUUAACAUGCUAACAUAAGUAUUAUUUUUAUAUGACUC
This is a messenger RNA of Clupea harengus (Atlantic herring), 1379 nucleotides long. RefSeq names its product zinc finger protein 706. Bases 378 to 620 code for a protein of 80 amino acids. The record is from RefSeq and is a predicted model, not a curated record. NCBI's taxonomy places the organism in Eukaryota, Metazoa, Chordata, Actinopteri, Clupeiformes, Clupeidae. The transcript has 5 exons.